Molecule: messenger RNA, 1503 nt
Organism: Ceraceosorus guamensis
Lineage: Eukaryota; Fungi; Basidiomycota; Exobasidiomycetes; Ceraceosorales; Ceraceosoraceae
Product: mitochondrial carrier
Exons: 3
Coding region: 1-1503 (500 amino acids)
Biological process (GO): mitochondrial transmembrane transport
Source: RefSeq, a predicted model, not a curated record
AUGGGCUUGCAGAGGAGCAUAGAGUCGAAUGCAAGGAAGCCGGUCACUCGUGGUCAGAAAGCUGUUGCCGCUUGCUCAGGCGCUGUGCUCACCAGCUUGACAAUGACCCCUUUCGAUGUGGUCAAGACGCGCCUGCAGACGCAGGCGGCUGUGGAGCCGCUAUUCGUGCCAUCCAACAGACUUUCACCUAUAGGCCCACCGGCCUCACCCUUGCCUGGGCCGAGCUCACGUCCAGCCACUGGCCCCGGUAUCAGCGCAUUGCGGUCCGCUCCCUCCAAUCCUGCCACCUGUUGCCACGCCACAUUCUUCACCUCGAAUGGCGACGCAGCUCUGACCUGCGUCCACGACCCACGAGUAGUGGUCGGACCUUCAAGGGGCGGUGCAGGAAGCAGCUCAGUCACUAUGCGACCUUCCAAACAUCCCAGCACGGGCACCGAUCUGGUACACAACCAUAGCCGGUCUGUACGGAGCACAGCCCAAACGGCCCGCUACGCUCGUGGUGCCAGUAGCAACGCAGCGAUCGCGCAGCAUGCUCGCAACUCAGCAACUAUAUGUGCUUUUCCGGACCGCGUUGAAGCGGUCAAGCAGCUGGAACAUAGUGCCGGCGAUAGGAGGCUCACUGGGCUUGCGGACGGAAUGAUAAAGAUAUGGAGAUUAGAGGGCGCAAGAGGUUUAUGGAGAGGUCUAAGUCCCACGCUACUCAUGACGGUCCCGUCUCAAGUGACGUACAUGACUUGCUACGAUGCCCUUCGCGACAAGUUUCUGUCUUUGGAAUCUCGAAACGUCGCUGCUGCAGAUUUGAACGCAAACCCUUUGGCGGCUGUCACUCUACAUUCCCUCGGUUCUUCACUGAUCGCAGGUGCGCUUGCGCGCAGCAUCUCAGCAACUCUAGUAACGCCUCUCGAACUCGUGCGCACGCGGCUACAAGCCACGACGACGAGCAAGACUUCCAACCUUUCGGCUCUCGUGCGCUCCUUGCGAGGCGAAGUGACAUCGGAGGGACCGUUGGUACUUUGGCGCGGACUUACGGCAACGCUCUGGCGCGACGUGCCGUUCUCAGCCAUCUAUUUCAUGGGCUACGAAGGUCUGAAGCGCGUUCUGACUGGGGGCGGAUUGGGAGAAGGCAAUGCGAAGGACAAUAGUCACGAAUUUGUGGUCGCUUUUGUGGCCGGGGCGACUUCCGGAACCGCGGCCGCUGUGGUGACGCAUCCUUUCGACCUGCUCAAGACCAGGUUACAAGCUUCGGAGUCUCGGUCGGAAGGCGAGGCUUCGCAAUCGCAGCGCUUGAGCAAUACCCUCGGUCCCGCAGGACGUGCAUCGACGAGAGCCUCUUCGAGUCGGCAAGGCACUUUGGCGGCCAUUCGCAAUAUUGUAGCACAAGAAGGCACGUCUGGGCUGUGGAAGGGUCUCACUCCCCGCAUCGCCAAGGUUGCGCCCGCCUGUGGCAUCAUGAUCGCCAGCUUUGAGGUGGUCGGCAGAGCCCUGGCUGAGGCGGAUUUGUAG